AUGACCGAAGAAUUGAUUAUGGAUACUAUUGAUCUGCCAGAAUGUAUUCCAACAAUGGUUCCAGAUAAAUCUGAAACAUCAGCAUAUCAACAUUUGAUAGAUGAACUAGAGAAAUUACAAACUCUGCCAACAAAAACCGCUGAAUUGAAGAAAGAAAUGUGGUCACAAUUCUUAGCUCUGUGGUGCCAAAUUCUUCAGACUUCUCCGUCUGAUGCUCAAUCAUGUUACGAAAAAUGUGCUGCUAUUCUACCUCGUCUAUUCAAAGAAGCUAAUUUUUAUUUCAUUCGAAAAGAUGUGAAUAUUGCUCGAGAGAACUGUUUUGCAUGCAUUUCUCAACUCAAUCAUCCGAAUAUGAGAUAUUUUCUUCAGUUACCAACCGAACAACAGGAUUUACCAGAGAAUAAGAUUUAUCACCAACAUAUUUACUAUCUUUUACUGAUUGCUACACAAACAAUUUCAUUUCUGCCAUUCGCAACGAUCGACGAUCAACAAUUUAUUGAAAAUCAUUCAGAACUUUAUAGUCUUUUAAUUGAACAUAUAGAACAAAGCAUGCCCGAACAUUGUGAAACAGUGAUAGAAAAAGAACACAAUUUAGGCACCAUCAAUUCACGUAGUCUUAGUUUACUUUGGAAUACAGCUGAUCGAACUGUACUUGUUCCGAUAUUGUUGAAAUGUGAUCUAGCCAAGAAAGUUAUGGGCUGGCUUGCUCAAUCGGCUAAAUUGACAGACACUGGUCGUCGACCUCUAAUCAGUAUCGUUCAUAAUAUUGCUCGACAUGAUGAUGGAGCCGAUGAACUCAACAAAUACGGUGCGAUCGACAAAAUCAAAGAAUAUAAAAAGAUUACACUAGAGAAAACAGAUUCACGAGUUUUGACUACUUUGAUGGCUUUGGCUCUUCUCUCCACACCUGAAGAACUCAAACGUGAUAAGAAAGGCAUGAAUAUUGUACUUAAUCAAUUACUUCAGCUUGUUAUCGAUGCUGCCAAAGGUGAUCGAUAUCGACGUGAUGGUUUUCAUGUUAGUGAACCAUUAGGUGUCUUAGUAAAAAUGUUUGUUGUUGAAGAACGUACGCUGGACUAUGUCUUGUGUCAUGCAGAAACGCACCCACCAUCGGAUAUUCACUCAACAAUUCGUUUAUUCGCAUCAUUACUCUUCAAAUUUGCUGAUGCAUUAAAAGGAACAGAUCGACUCGAACAAUUUACAUUGAUAGCUUUAUUAAAUAUUUUCUGGAGUAUAUCAUUUCAAGAGAUUUAUGCAUCAGAAUUAAUUCAAGAUCAAGAAUUAAUAGUAACAAUUCAAAAACUCGUCGAAAAUGAUCAAGGAGAAGAGAUUCUCGAACAAUACAAACCACGAUCAAUGGAAGGUGUUAAAGAAGCAGCACAUGGUAUUCUACAUAAUCUUAAUCGAGACAAUAAAAAUGAGAUGAUAGUCGAUAAAAAGAGUACUUCUAUCGAUGCUCUCGUUUCGAAUCCAAUCGAAGAAAUACAAAGGAAACCAUCAAUUAUGAUUAGUUAUUCUCAUGGAGAUAAUAUUUUUUGCAACAAAGUACUUGAUUUAUUAACUAAACAUAGUGAUGUCUUUGAGAUAUGGAUCGAUCGAACACAUUGUCAAGGAGUUGAAGAUUUAUGGGAGUCGAUUGCUGAUGGUAUGGAACAAGCAUCUAUCAUUGUAUGUCUUCUUUCAAGUCAAUAUUUUGAAAGUAAAUCAUGUCGAAAAGAAUUUAUCUAUGCUACGGAUUCACUCAAGAAAAAAAUUGUACCUGUAUUAAUUGAGAAUUUCGAACCGAAAGGAUGGCUUGGUGAGUUAAGAAAAGAAAAUCAUUUCUCGACUCGAUUUGUAUUCAUUCGUUAA
Rotaria sp. Silwood2 is the source of this 1851-nucleotide messenger RNA. NCBI's taxonomy places the organism in Eukaryota, Metazoa, Rotifera, Eurotatoria, Philodinida, Philodinidae. The record is from the annotation of a GenBank genome assembly.